CAGGCCCUGGCCCACCUUUGUUCGCUCUGGUGACUGCGAUGAGGUCUGAUCAGGGACACUCGACAAUGCCAACACCUUUUCCUCCCAAGAGUUGCUUCUUUGAGUCAGGGCGUGGCUCGGCCCCCAAAGUGCAGGGCCUGAAGGAUUACCCUGAUCGGCCCACUCUUAGGACACAGGAGUGUUAACAGCAGAAUCAGGUUCACAUGGACGAACUGAUGACAAAGCAGGACAUCUGGAAUGAUGAGUUCUGGCAGAACCCCUGGGACCAGGGAGGCCUGGUAGUGAUCAUUUUAUUCAUCACCAUGAUCCUGUUUCUCAUUGUGUUUGCCAUUGUAUUUGGUUUUCUCCCUCCGCUUGAGAACAUCAACCAGUGUGAAGAGUUGUGACCUGACUUUCUGGAGGCCAAGAAGGGGACCACCUGUUAGAUACUCUCGAAACACCAUGUACGUUUUCUUCAAAGCCUUUUCAGAGUCUGCAAUUAUACACUUUUAUUAAUGUAAUUAA
This is a messenger RNA of Panthera uncia (snow leopard), 504 nucleotides long. RefSeq names its product small integral membrane protein 6 (gene ERLN). NCBI's taxonomy places the organism in Eukaryota, Metazoa, Chordata, Mammalia, Carnivora, Felidae. Bases 204 to 386 code for a protein of 60 amino acids. The transcript has 2 exons. The record is from RefSeq and is a predicted model, not a curated record.